This is a messenger RNA of Astrephomene gubernaculifera, 3093 nucleotides long. Lineage: Eukaryota; Viridiplantae; Chlorophyta; Chlorophyceae; Chlamydomonadales; Astrephomenaceae. The record is from the annotation of a GenBank genome assembly.
GCUGUUAGAAGCACACAAAUGCGAUCUUUAGGCUACGUGUCUAGAAAUCCUAGUGUUCAAAGGAGCAGUCGGAUACCGUCCCGCAGGCCGAAUGCUAGCAGAGCCGUGACGUCCCAAGUGCCUCCACCAUUGCCCCAACCUGAACAAAGCUCUAAUGGCAUAGAACUGCAUGGAGGGUUGCCGCGGGAGGACCCCUUCCACUGGUUGCAAGCAGGCCGCAGGAAUCCGCGUGUCAUAAAGUACUUGAAGCAGGAAAAUGAGUACUGCAAGCAGCAGCUCCGUCAUCUGGCGCCACUGCGUAAGCAGCUCGAAGAGGAGAUCGCGGAGCUGUCAUGGCGUCAGGUGUUAUUGCUUGCAGCGCAGCAGCCACAACUUGCCGUAUCGGACGCCGACUCCGAUACCCAAUGUGGGAACUAUGUGUACAGGCGAGAAACUGCAUCAGACUGCGCUGGGGGUGUCCUACACGUGCGUGUUCCCUUCCGGCGCAUUACGACAGCAUCUCCACAACAAUGGCCUGCACCCGACCCCAACAGCGGCAGGGGCGACCACUCCCUGCAACUUGACGCCGCGCUGAUAGUUCUUGACGAGCAGCAACGUGCCGUAGCUGCGCCGGGCGCCGAAGCGCAUGACAUCUGCUCCUUUGCACCCAGCCCCACUUUCGACCUCGCCGCUUUCACCGAAAGCGUGCACGCGGAUUCGGGGGAUGCCCAGUCAAUCGACCAUUACGUCCUGUAUGUAAUCAACGCGGCAACAGGCGAGCCACUGCUGCAGCCGCUGCCGGACGUCAGCGGCGAUUGCGGAUGGACCACCCUAGGCGGGUGCGGCUCCACUAGCAGCGUCACUCGAGGCAACGACACCGGCGCCAGUGGCGGUGGCGGCAGACUUUACUUCACGCGCGCAGAUCACCGGGAGUUAUGGUGCCUUGAAGUGCCGCCCAUUCCAGCUGCUGGCACAGCCAGCGGCGGCAGCCACUCAAGCGCCGCCCCCAAAGACCUCCGUUUCUCCACGUCCCCACCCAGUCUUGUGUUCAGGGAUUCCGACGGCCAGCCACUUCAAAUUAUACGACGGGGGCGGUACCUGUACUGCGAGACGCUGGGGAACAGCGGCGUACCGCUGGAGAUCCGGCUGCUUGGUUUGGCUUGUGCCUCAGAGCCCGCCGGUAACAAUGAUCCUAGCGCUGGUCAAGCGCAUGGCUUGGAAGGGGCAAGUCCCGUUGACGAUGGGGCUAGGGCAGCUAGCGGCGAGCAGGAUGCAGGGCAAAUGCCGGCUGACAGCGAUGCGGGCAGGAUCCUGUUGCCGCGCCGGCCGGGCAGGCAAUACAGCGUACUUCCUUUCGAGGCCUCCAGCAAGCAAGGCGACCCGCGGGUCAGCAAUGACAGCCAACGUGGGGACUGCCAGGAAGCGAGCCUGGCGCAGCACGCACACGGCUGCUGCAGCAACACGGCGGUGCUGUGGCUGCGUGACUUGGAGCACCCCAACGGCAGCCUGUUGCUGGUGCCGUUGGGCGACGUGGCAGCACCGGCGAGCAUUGCUGCUGCGGGUGCUGGCAUGGGCACAGCGUCCAUGCGCACCACUCCUCCGCCUAGUUCCGCACGACUCCAGCUCCCGUAUCGUACACGUGGAGGCACGUACGCCCGGCAAGCUGCUGCUGGUGCGUGUGGCGGUGGAUCAGCGAGGUGACCCGGCGGGUCGGUACGAGAUGGAGGUGCUGCGGGUGUCAUGGGGCAGCGCGAUGCAGCACUGGGCCGAGGCGAAUUCGGCAGACGACCGUGGUCUGCAGGGCAGCGAUGGAAUCUGCCAGCAGGCUAGCCGGAGCCUUGUCACAGCGCACCAGCAUGCCGCAGUCAACCUACCCUCAGCGCAGCGGCACGGGGUGUUGCAAGUGGUGGCGUGGGACGAGCAGGACAACAGCGUCACCCUAUCGUACAGCAGCCUUGCGUUGCCGCCCGUGCUCGCCACGGUCAGGCUGCUACCGUGUUGUGAGCCUUCAGCGUCGGCAGGGGUAUCCGCAUCCGGCGGCGCUGGGGUUGCUGCGAGGGCUGGCGCCCCUGGUGCUCCUGCCGCGGCAGCAGCUUCUCACGGCGCCGCGUCGCCUGCUGGCAAAGGGCCUGACACCAGCGUUGUGGAGUUGGAAUGCGGGAAAGGUGACCCAUGGGUCGUGACGGAGAGGCUGUGGGCUACCUCUCAUGAUGGCGCGCAGGUCCCCAUUACUCUCUGUAGGCCAGUCCGGUGCAGCCGCGGUGACGGAAGCAGCACCCCCUCUACACAAUCCCCACCGUCACCCCUGCUGCUCCAAGUGUACGGCGCGUACGGCAUGGACCCUUCCCUGGACUACCAGGCCUCACUGCAGCCCCUGCUGCGUCGCGGCGUGGCGGUUGCGGUGGCGCAUGUGCGCGGUGGCAGCUUGCUGGGCCCUGCCUGGUACGAGGGCGGGCGCGGGGCGCACAAGGCCAACAGCCACCGGGACCUGCUGGCGGCUGCGGCGCACCUGGUGGCGUGCGGCGUGACGGAGCCGCAGCUGAUGUGCGUGGAGGCCGAGUCAGCAGGAGGUUGGGCUGUGGGUCCCGCUCUCGCUGUCGCUGGUACCGACCUGUUCCGCGCCGCCGUGCUGACGGUGCCCACCCUGGACGUGAUGACGUCACUGCUGCAAGACCCGUCGUACGGCCCCUACGAAUUGGGCGACCCGCGGGUCGACGCAAAACUGUAUCGCAGUAUAAUGGAGUGGUCACCUUACGACGGCCUGUCUGGUAGCCGUCCGGGGCCACCAUUCCCAGCACUGUUCGUUCGGGUUGGCUUGUACGACACGAAAGUACCUUACUGGGAUCCAGCCAAGUACAUGGCACGGUUGAGGAGCCUGGGGCAUGGCCGAACAGACCCCACGCUGCUGGUGAUGCAAGUGAAACUAGGCGGUCACGAGGCGUACGACUCAGUAAAAGAAGAUGCCGCGCGAUGCGCCUUUGUGCUAUGGGCCGUCGGUGCGUGGCCGGAAGGAAACACUGAUGCGGCACGUGAUUUGGGGGAGGGCAUGCCAUGGCGGUUGCCGUCCUAGUUGAGCGACAGGUUAUCAACUUUUUAAUUUACGUCCCAACACCA